AUAUGUCACAUUUAUGUCUUUUUAAAUUUAUUCCUUUAUUUUUGUAAUAUUCCAAAAUUUUGUGAUAUUUUAACAUUAAGUUAAGGACUUUAUGAGAGGAAAUAUUAUCCUUGCCCGAUUCUGCUCUUCUUCUCCUUUCUUCCCGCUGCAGCCCAAAAAGAAACCCAGCCACCACCGACGCCUUCCCUUGAGAAAAAUCGGUGAGCAGCCUGAUUUUAUCCUUCUUUUCUGGUCCAAGAACAAGAUUGGAGCCUUGAAAUCUUCCCCCCUGCAGGAAAGCUUCCGGAUCUGCCUUGCUCUGCUCCUCACCGCCGGCUGCUCCUGCUUUGUGGGGGCGAAUUGCUUUGAUUUUUUGCCCCGUGAGUCCCCCUGCACUUGCCGCCUGCCUUCCCCCAACCUGCAGUCCGGUUUUUGCUUGCUAAAUUCUGGAAGCGAAACCGAGGACAGAGAAACCACGGGAAGUGACGAGUUAGAAGGCUAGCCAUUUCGAGAUUGAUAUAGAUUUUAGAUAUAGAUCAUGAUCUUUUAAACUAGAUUUUAAUUGGAGAUUUUAUAAAUUCAUUUAAUGGAUGGUUAGUUUGCAAGAGAUUUGAUCUUGAGAUUGUGAGCUUAAGUGUUGGAUAUAGAAUUAUUUUGAGAUAUCUGAUUUAAUUUAUUGGAUUGUCAAAUGUAAAUUGGAUAAGUUCCGAGCCUUGUGCAUUUGUGGAACCCUCUCACAAGUGUACGGUGUCUGUCGCGCCUCAGAUUUGAGUUCUGGGCGUGACAAUCUUUUUGGACAUGUGGCUUCAGUUUUCUUUCUGAGAUGGCUUCUUUUCUUUUUCCUUUUUCUUUCUUUCUUUCUUUCUUCUUCGGCCCGUUUCUGCUCUUCUUUUUUCCGCUGCAUCCCGACAGCCCCCCCAAGCUUGCCGACCUGCAUGCUUGAAAAAAAUUGGAAGAAAGCUUGAAAUUCCUCAUUCUUUCUUGUUCAAUCACAAGAUUUAGGAG
Messenger RNA from Rubroshorea leprosula, 984 nucleotides. The record is from the annotation of a GenBank genome assembly. Lineage: Eukaryota; Viridiplantae; Streptophyta; Magnoliopsida; Malvales; Dipterocarpaceae.